Messenger RNA from Benincasa hispida (wax gourd), 1125 nucleotides. Its product is annotated as dehydration-responsive element-binding protein 1D-like. Gene Ontology annotation, molecular function: DNA-binding transcription factor activity; DNA binding. Lineage: Eukaryota; Viridiplantae; Streptophyta; Magnoliopsida; Cucurbitales; Cucurbitaceae. The record is from RefSeq and is a predicted model, not a curated record. Gene Ontology annotation, biological process: regulation of DNA-templated transcription.
UGCAUCAAUUUAACAGCCUGUAUCCUCAUCCUCCUCCAUCCCAAAUUCCGUGUUCCAAUUCCUUCUUAUAAAUAAACCCCUAAAACCCUUUCUCUCUGUCCCACAAAACCUUAAAAAAAACUUAUAUAUACACACACACAAAACCAACACUCGUAACUAACUCCCCACAUAUAUGGAUUUUUCCGAUGAACUUUCUACAUCCUGCCACCGUACCAAUCACUCCGACGAGGAGCUUCUUUUGGCGUCCCGAUACCCGAAGAAAAGAGCCGGUAGAAAGAAGUUUAAGGAAACUCGUCACCCUAUCUACCGUGGUGUGCGACGGCGUAACUCCGGCAAGUGGGUCUGUGAAGUCAGAGAGCCCAAUAAGAAGACUAGGAUUUGGCUUGGAACUUUCCCCACUGCUGACAUGGCUGCUCGCGCUCACGAUGUCGCCGCCAUCGCCCUCCGUGGGCGCUCCGCUUGUCUUAAUUUUGCUGAUUCUGCCUCCACUCUUCCCAUUCCGGCUACUGUCGAUCCCAAGGACAUUCAGAGGGCUGCAGCCCAGGCUGCAGAGGCCUUCCGCCCGCCGGAGGAUGAAUCGAGGACCGCCGCUGCCGGCGCGACGGCGGCGGCGGAGGAGGAGGAGGAGGAGGAAGGGAUGUUUUAUUUGGACGAGGAAGCGGUGUUUGGGAUGCCGGGGUUGUUGGCGGACAUGGCGGAGGCAAUGCUGUUGCCGCCGCCGAAUUGUGUGGGGAACGACAAUGACGACUAUGGGGCUAAUUCUAUGGAUUUCGAUGCCGACAUGUCGUUAUGGAGUUACUCGAUUUGAUACUCCUUAAUUAAAUUGACGUGUAAAGUAGGGGCAUUAUCGGGUUUUUUAUUCCCUUGGUGCCAAGUCAAGCGCCUAAGGAUAAAAGGGGGGAGGAAAAAAUUUUAAAAAAAUAAUUUCUUCCAAUCUCCGUAUGCUUUUAUAUCUUUUUAUAAAAGUACGGCCGUUUUAAAAAAUUAUAUAAAAAAAAAGUAAAACAAAAGGGUAAAAUAUUCUCUUUUGGAAAGAUAGAUAAAUAAAUAAAUACAUAUAAACUUUGUGUCUGUACAUUAUGGUAUAACAAGGGAGUCAUUUGAUUGAGAGAAUUUUGUGAGUAA